UGGUUCUCUCUAUAUAUAGGGCUAGUCUCCUACCAACUUUACACCAAGAAAAAACACAACAAACAACUUCCUUGAAACAAAUUUAGUCUCUUCUGCUCUUAUUAGCAGAUAUGGCACAACGUCUUGCUAGGAACAAUGGACGGGAAGUACAAGACCGCCUCAAGAAGAUCGGAGAGGAAGGCUUUGCUGCGAUUCAGGAGUUAUACGGAAACCAACCUGGUAGGCCUACCAGAGGGCUACAUGCUCAACCUUCUAAACCACAUCAAUAUCAACAGCAGCAGCAGCAACCAUGUGUGUAUUAUGGCCCCCAAGUUUUCACAGUGAAACAAAAGCCUGUUAUAAGUAGUGAUCAGUCUGCUGAAUACUAUGGUGCGCCUCAAGUUCUCAAGGUGAGGCAGCAGCCUGAAAUCAAUAGCGAUCAGGCUGCCGAAUUGUAUGGUGGGAUGGUUUUUGUGGACCAUCUCGCCAGGCCUUAAUUCGCGGAAGGUAGUUUAUGCUGUAUAGAUAUUGCUACUAAGCCUAGUCUAACUACCACUUGUGUUUAUAUAUAUUAGAUUGGAGUAACGAUGAGAGUACUAAAAAGCUUAUGCAAGUACCCCGCUGCUCCCUCUUCUAUAUAUGAAUAUGUAUAUAUGUAUACGCCUUUUCUCUGAUAUAUAAGAGUGAAUAUUUCUGUCUA
This is a messenger RNA of Tripterygium wilfordii, 679 nucleotides long. RefSeq lists its product as uncharacterized. Bases 111 to 476 code for a protein of 121 amino acids. The record is from RefSeq and is a predicted model, not a curated record. Lineage: Eukaryota; Viridiplantae; Streptophyta; Magnoliopsida; Celastrales; Celastraceae. The transcript has a single exon.